This is a messenger RNA of Helianthus annuus (common sunflower), 1360 nucleotides long. RefSeq names its product protein HEAT INTOLERANT 4. The transcript is spliced from 14 exons. Bases 129 to 1103 code for a protein of 324 amino acids. The record is from RefSeq and is a predicted model, not a curated record. Gene Ontology annotation, biological process: regulation of cellular response to heat. NCBI's taxonomy places the organism in Eukaryota, Viridiplantae, Streptophyta, Magnoliopsida, Asterales, Asteraceae.
CAAAUAUCGUUAACCCGCCAAACCAAACUCUUCUUCUCUUUCCGUUACACAAAACCUCUUCUCUAUAAAUAUCUUCUUCAACCGAAUUCAAUCCCCACGCAAUUUGCACAGCGUCAGAUUUACGCACAAUGACGAAGCGGAAAGCAAGCCCUAUCGAUGACGGAGCUUCCACCUCUACCAAUGCUCAUAGGAGAACUGUACGUUCGAAGCCUCAAUCAGAGCCUCAGUUCUUCCAAGAGCAACGUGAAUUGGAGGAUUUGUGGAAGCAGGCCUUCCCUGUUGGUACAGAGUGGGACCAGAUUGACUUGCUCUUGAAACACAACUGGAAUUUCUCAAAUUUGGAAGAUGCAUUUGAAGAGGGUGGGAUAUUACACGGGAAGAAAGUCUACAUCUUUAGCUGUACAGAGCCACAGGCUAAAUCAAUAGCCACCUUGAUACCUGUAGUGAUUGUGGUUGUGUCUCCAUAUCCACCUUCUGAUAAAAUUGUAUGUACCUCCGUACAAAUGGCGUCUGAAGAAAUUAUUGACAUGAAGCGGAUGAAAAUGGAUUGGGUUCCAUACAUUCCAUUAGGAAAACGGGAUUCUUCAGUUGAAAGACUUAAAACACAAAUAUUUGUACUUGGUUGUGUCCAAAGAAGGGCUGGUUUAAAACAUUUGAAGCUAGAGCGCGUCAAGAAGUUUGAAUACUGCAUACCAUACAUUUAUAACCCCUUAGAGGAAGAUGAGACUGAACAGAGUACUAUUGUUGAUAUCCUGUAUCCAGCCGAGCCAGAGCCUGUUUUCUGUCAGUUUGAUUUGGAUAUGGAUGAACUUGAGGAGUUCACUAAUGAGCGAAUUUCUGCGGAGGAGUUGUCUGAAGAUCAGAGCGAUGACUUCAAGGAAUUUGUCAGCAAAAAGGUUCUAGAAAGAAAGAGAGCUAAUCAUGAGGAAAGGGUAAGGAGAAGGAUAGCACGAGAGCAACUGAGUGCAGAGAGAGUGGCUGCAUUUCAGAAUAUGAAGUUUUACAAAUUCUAUCCUGUUGCUACACCUGAUACCCCGGAUAUAUCUGGCGUCAAGGCAGCAUUCAUAAAUAGGUAUUAUGGCAAGGCACAUCAAGUAUUCUGAGCACAGGAAAGUAGCAAGUUUCAUAUCUUUCUCUAGUUACAGGAUUUUGAGUUUUGAAAUUUUAGAAUAUUCAAGCAAGGACAAGUGGUUGCAGGACAAGUGAAAUUUCAAGUUAGAGGAUUUGUUACCGUUAUCUUUUCUUUUUGCCAUUGAAUUACGGAUAACUCAUUCCCUGCUACUAUUUUUUUUUUCAAAGGUACCUAAUUCUACUAUUUGAAAGCCUUAAUGUUGAUAUGAAUUGCUUGACCUUCGGGUAA